UUUCAUAUUCAAAGAAAAUGGACUCCAACAGCGCAAGCUACAAUGCUGGACAGGCCAAGGGCCAAGCAGAGGAAAAGGCUAGCGGUCUGAUGGACCAGGCUAAAAAUGCUGCUCAGUCUGCCAAAGAAUCAUUGCAAGAGACUGGUCAACAAUUGCAGGCAAAGGCUCAAGAAUCUAGUGAAGCUGCAAAGGAUUCAGCAAACAAGAGCUAAAUUAUGUUUGAUGGAUCAUGAUGCUAUCAACUUUCAAUUAGUGAUUUUCAAUAUUGUUUGA
Trifolium pratense (red clover) is the source of this 273-nucleotide messenger RNA. RefSeq names its product late embryogenesis abundant protein 2-like. Lineage: Eukaryota; Viridiplantae; Streptophyta; Magnoliopsida; Fabales; Fabaceae. The record is from RefSeq and is a predicted model, not a curated record. The transcript has 3 exons. Bases 18 to 212 code for a protein of 64 amino acids.